Messenger RNA from Limulus polyphemus (Atlantic horseshoe crab), 807 nucleotides. RefSeq names its product muskelin-like. The transcript is spliced from 8 exons. Lineage: Eukaryota; Metazoa; Arthropoda; Merostomata; Xiphosura; Limulidae. The annotation marks the transcript as partial. Gene Ontology annotation, cellular component: cytoplasm. Gene Ontology annotation, molecular function: protein binding. The record is from RefSeq and is a predicted model, not a curated record.
UAAAUAAUAUUCAGAGUUUAAGAAAUGGCGACUGAAGGUUUGCGCAAAUUAAAGUAUUCGAUUCAAAAAUGCUCCAGUUUUUCAUCGUGCUACGUACCUGAAAAUAUUUUGAUUGAUAAACCAAAUGAUCAGUCAUCAAGAUGGUCCUCAGACUCAAACAACCCUCCACAGUUCCUGAUCCUGAAACUGGAGCAACCAGCAAUAGUACAGUCAAUAACCUUUGGAAAGUAUGAAAAAACACACGUCUGUAAUCUUAAAAAGUUUAAGGUUUUUGGAAGCAUGAAAGAAGAUAACAUGAUUGAGCUGCUUGAUAGUGGAUUGAGAAAUGACCAUCUUCCUGAGACGUUUUGUCUGAAACACACCGUUAGUGGUCACAUGUUUCCAUGUCGUUAUAUAAAAGUAGUUCCAAUCCAGUCAUGGGGCCCAAGUUUUAACUUCAGUAUUUGGCACAUAGAGCUUUGUGGAAAUGAUGACAUAGAGGUUAUUCGGCCGUGCAUUAGCUGGUUUAAUCAUUACAGGGAAAAGGAAGCAAUAAGGCUUUGUUUGAAACACUUUAGGCAGCAGAACUACACGGAAGCAUUUGAAUCUCUUCAGAAAAAAACACGAGUCCAGCUAGAAGAUGAAAUGCUGUCAAGGCUCUACAAGUUAUUGGUUACGGAUGGUAAUUUUAGUGCCUGUGAAAAUCUUCUGGAAAAGGCAGCAGAAGAGGGUAUAUUCAGUGUCUAUCUAAGACAGCAAGAGUACAGACCUAAGUGGUCUCCAAUCAUAUCAGGGGGAGGUAAGUAUAACCUUGUGAUAAUCAACAAA